AUGGCGGAUAGCAAAAGCCUCAUGACCGACGAAGCGUCGUCUGUUGAUGAUAGGAUCUCUGAAGGAUCCUCUCAGCCAUCCAUCAUCAUGGAAAGUUGCCUGCCAGGAAAUAAUUUUUCCCAGGUUAUGCAAGAUCUCCUCCUCUUUGAAUCACAAAUUGAGCGAAGGUUCCUCACCACAAACGCAGUCUAUAGAUACACAUGUGGUAAUACAAACUGCGGUUUCACAUGUGGAGUGCCGCAUCUUAUGUUGAUUGUGAGAGUGCGAGGCCUUGCUGAUGACCAGGUUGGCAUUAUACUUCAAUCUGCCGAAAAGCCCAUUGAGAACAUUUUGCCUCAAGUUCCUAAGCCGCGAUACAGCUAUAGAACAUGGAGGAACUCGAGAUGGAACAUCAUACGGCGAAUGCUCUUGUGUUUAUUUGUGUAUUACACAUACGGAGAUAUGCAGCGUAUCUGUCGACUCACAACAAGACCACUUCAUGUUUGUGUCCUCGGAGGUAUUAUGGGGAGGGUGCUCGACCUGCAGAAACGGUUCUUGCUGGCGAACCCUGAGCCAGAAUAUCGCAAGCCACAAGAUCGUGAACGAGAUAUGCUUCUGGCAAAAGAGAUCAUGCUAUAA
Molecule: messenger RNA, 618 nt
Organism: Verruconis gallopava
Lineage: Eukaryota; Fungi; Ascomycota; Dothideomycetes; Venturiales; Sympoventuriaceae
Exons: 1
Coding region: 1-618 (205 amino acids)
Source: RefSeq, a predicted model, not a curated record